Messenger RNA from Funneliformis caledonium, 342 nucleotides. The record is from the annotation of a GenBank genome assembly. Lineage: Eukaryota; Fungi; Glomeromycota; Glomeromycetes; Glomerales; Glomeraceae.
AUGAGUCGUAGUUUUGGUUAUCGUCCUCGUCCUUAUUAUUAUGGGCUUUCUGGUCGAAAUAAUUAUGGACAUAUUAAUGAAUAUUACUGGGCCAAUACUACCGAAAGUUUCAUUUUUUCUUUAGGUAAUGGUAAUGAUUUGAAAAAUUUGACGAUUAGUCGAGUUGUAAAUGAAAGUGUUGCAAUGUAUGAAUCUAAUUAUCAAAAUAUGGCGUUAAAUUUUGGUAAUUCCGAUUUGGUUAUCAAUAAUAAUACUGGCACAUGCAAUCAAGCUCAAUAUGAAAGUAAAAUUUUAGAUACAAAUAGUUUUACUAUUGAGGAAAUGGAGAUUUUUACACUUUAA